Pangasianodon hypophthalmus (striped catfish) is the source of this 2734-nucleotide messenger RNA. Its product is annotated as leucine-rich repeat and transmembrane domain-containing protein 1. The record is from RefSeq and is a predicted model, not a curated record. The transcript has 3 exons. Gene Ontology annotation, molecular function: protein binding. Gene Ontology annotation, biological process: neuron projection regeneration. Lineage: Eukaryota; Metazoa; Chordata; Actinopteri; Siluriformes; Pangasiidae. Bases 1 to 1389 code for a protein of 462 amino acids.
AUGACACAGAUCUCACAUGGCGAAGAAGACACAAAACAGGAACCAGGAGAGCAUGAGGAUGGGUGCUGCUGUCCUCGCCCAGGUGUUCUGAUCCUGUGUGAGUCACUGGGCCUCCAUGUCCUCCCUCGCUCUGUCCCCCUCACCACCUCAGCUUUGUCUGUGGCCCGAAACCACCUGUGCAAUGUAGACAAUGUUCUGUGGCGGUACUCCAGCCUGCAGGAGUUGAGCCUCAGCCACAACCGGCUGGAUCGCUUCCCCCGUGGGCUUCCACCGAGCCUGGAAAGUCUGCAGCUCCAGGAGAACCGCAUUACAUUCAUCACAGCUGGGGAUCUAAGAAACCUUGGGAACCUGACACGGUUGGACCUGGAAGACAACCGCAUUCGGGCCAUCCAGCCUGGGGCACUGCUCAGCCUGGCACGGCUGAGGAUGCUGUCUCUGAAGGGGAACCAGUUGUCAAGUCUGCCUUCACACCUUCCAGGUUCACUAACACACCUGGAUGUGUCUGCCAACUGCAUUUCAACAUUGGAUUUGCCUUCGCUUGCUGUGUUGGUUAACCUUCAGGUCUUGAAGAUCAACAGCAACUGCUUGCGUUCAGUGCCUGAUCAUGCGUUUGAUGGCCUACCCCGUCUCCGCUCUGUGGAGCUGGCUAAUAACCUGUGGGUUUGUGAAUGUGACAUCAUGUACCUGUAUCGGUGGCUGCUGAUGGACAGGUUACGCAUGGCAUCAGAUCUGGUGUGUGCAGCACCAUUACACCUGGCACACAAGCUUCUCCUGACCCUCUCUGUUGUGGCUAUCUGUCCAAGAAUCCUGAAGCCUGGUGAGAGAUUAGCACCAGUCAACGCUUCCAAGGUGAUGCUGGGGAAUUCUUCAAAAGAAUCUUCAAAUCCUACUUCUGAUGUAAUCAGAACUGUGAGAACCUCCUGUAGAAGCUCUCUUAUGAACUCAAAUGGAAAGCUCCCCUCAGCUGUUAACCAUACAGCAUCUAGGUCUCAUCAGGGGUCAAACCAAACCUCUUUGGAGGGGUUAAGCUAUGAACAGUGUUUGUUACUAAACUCCACUUACCUUGUCCCUCAGACAACCCAAACACCCCACAGCCCGACAACAGAUGAGGAUCCUGGUUGUAUGAACAACACAACCAACAUCCAUAAUGGUUUCGUGAGCACUUUGGCCCCUAUAUACUCCACCAGUGAGGCAGGAGUGCAGGUUGAGGCCACUCCUCGAACCUUGACCCAGUCAAAUAACCCAGCACUUGUGACACUACUCUCUCUGCUGUGUGUGUUGACAGGACUACUCCUGCUAGCUGUACUCCUGUUGCUGAGGAGCAUCUUGUGGCAAACCCAGAGGGUUGCUCCCCUUCAGUCCUCAGUGAGCAGUCAAAGGAACUCUUAAUGCUGUCCAGUUGUUGGCAGUUAGUGUCCAGCAAGGUUUUUAACAAAGUGAGACUUCUUGGCUAUCGAUGCACACUACAUCAUUAAUAAAUAGUGUUAUGAAGCAUAAUUAGGAUUGUGAAAGGAGGAGAACUCUGAGAAUUGGAGUUCUGGGUGUCUUCUGGUUUAUGUUAGUCAACAUUCCUAGAAUUUCAGGAAUGGUCUUUCUCCCAAACUUGGAUUAAUUCUUUAAAAAGGCAAUACAGAAGAAUAUUCCUAUUGGACAGUAAGGGGUAGAUUAUUAUGGUAAUACUUUACAUUAAGGUUCUCUUAACUAACAUGAUUUUUGCAUUAGUUAACAUUAACAAUGAACUUUAGCACUAAUGCACCAUAUGUAAUGUUAACAAGGCAACCAAUUUAAGGCGAAUUAAUUGAAGUUUGUUUUAAAGUUAAUGAAAUACACUUGCAUUCAUUAAUGUUUAUGAAAUCCCUGACUAAUCAACGUAAAUUAGCAACAAUUACAAUUUCAGCUAGUUCCUAACUGUUGAUAAUUUAUUGCUCUCUGGCCCAAGUGUAAAUAUUAAAACUUGCUUCAGGCUCAGUUCUGAAUUUUGCCAACAACCAUCAGCAUGUUCAUUAAGAUGUUAUUCAUACUGGUCAUUGUAGCCUAAACAUACUUAUUGAUGGUAUCAAUACUGGGUAAUGUGUGUGCUGAUUAUUUGGCUUAUCAUGUUCAUUGUUCAUGUAGAAUCAGAAAAAUAAUCAGUGGAAUGAAAAACCCUGACUAAUAUCAUUGGUUCAGUUGUGUUACUCUGCUGAAAACAACCCCAGGCAAAUGCAUGGUUUUACAAUUUUAUUAAGCUUAAACAGUAGAAUACAGCAUUAGAUUAUUUUGAUUAGUUGUGCGUGUAUGACUGCAGAUUGAUAACUGCCAUUUUUACAGGACAUUUAAUGUAAACAAAUAUACAAUUUUGACAAACUGACUCCAGGCUUUUUCACUGUGUUAAAAAUAAGCAGACAUGUACUGUUGUAAUGGUCUUUUAGUGCCCGAGAUCAGAGAUACUAAAAAUACUAUAUACAGGAUCAGUGGAGGUGAUAAGCUUUUCUAAACAUGUGUACUCAAGACUAAAUAUCUCAUAUUUCUUGGUUUUGAUGAAUCCCUGCUGUUUUGCUUCAUGGAUUAAUCUUUGUCUGCAAAAAAAAAAAAAAAAAGACAGACCAAAUUCUUCCAUCUUUGUGCGUGAUUCAGAAAGACAUUACGAGAAACCCACCACCCUUUCACACAUCACUCCAAACGAAAACAAACAAACAAAAAAAAAAGCCUCCUCUCAACACCUCACAGCAAUCAUGACAAGGCAAAGACGACA